Messenger RNA from Paramecium octaurelia, 7200 nucleotides. The record is from the annotation of a GenBank genome assembly. Lineage: Eukaryota; Ciliophora; Oligohymenophorea; Peniculida; Parameciidae.
AUGAGGAAAUUAUAUUAACCUCUAAAAGCGCCCUCAUUAUCUCCACCUUCUCAUCAAGUAUCAACAUAUUUAGAUAAACAAUAAAGAACAGGUGAUUAAUUCUAUAGAUCAUUCCCACAUUCUAGAUCUUAAUUAGAUGAUGCUAGAUCAAGAUGCAAUUUUUCAUCUUAUUAUGAAUAAGCAAGUGAAUAAAAAUAUCUUACAACUUAAUUUAAAUCCAAUGAAUGGAAUGUCAAAUGUGAAAAUGAAAAAUAAAAAAAAUAAAUUGAAAUGUUGAACGAUCAAAUAACCAAGCUAUAAAAAGACUUAUAAAUUUAUAAGAACCAAUAAGUAGAUAAAUUUGACAGUGAUCAUCAAAACUUAAAUAAAUUAAUGUAAGGAUACCAACGGAAAGCUUAGGAGAGAAAAGCUAUUAUGAAAUAAUUGUACAGUAUCUUAAAGACUAAAGAUUAAGAAAUUGAAGAACUUAGUUAAACAUAUGAAUGCCAAAUGGAUGAUAUGAAUAAUAAAAUGAUCUAACUAAAAGAGUAGUGUGAUUCUCAAUUAUUUCAACAAGAAGACAAAAUAAAAUAAAUUGAAUAAGUAAUAAAUAGCAUAUUAUAUUUGAAACAAUCAAAAUUGCAAGAGUUAGAAAGCAAGGAACAAAAAAUGAGGGAUAUUCUGUAAAAGUUACUUAAGAAAUAAGAAUCUAAAGAGAAGAUAGACGAGGUUAAAAACAUUUUAACAUUUAUCGCCAAAGAAAAAUAAAAAUAUCAACUCAAAUUACCAGAUAAUUCUGAGUAACAGAAUAAUUUAUCUAAAGAAUACUAAAAAAUAGUAACUAAAUAUGAAUCUGUUAUGAUGUAAAUUAAUAGGCUCAAUUAACUUAUUACAGAUUAAAUUAAACCAGCAUACACAUGUGAAGAUUCCAUUUAUCAGCUUUCCUAUAAUAUUAAAGAAAUUAUAAAAUAGAACAGCAAUAUCUACAAGGAAAUAAAGCAAAAAGAAGAAGAAUAGACAAAAUAAAGUAAUAAACUUGAAAAAUACAAAAAGUAAAUGGAGCAAAAAAAUUCAUAAAUUGAUUCCUUAAAAAUGGAUGUGAAGAAUCUUAAUUAAUAACUACAAAAUUAGGAGACUAUAAACUCUUUAAAUGAUUGCAUAAAAAAACAAUCACAACAGAUAGAGAUCCUUUAAUAAUAAAUUAUUGAAUAGAAUAAGAUAUUAGAGCAGAAUGAAAUAAUUAUUGCUAAACAAUAUGAAAAGGAGAACCAAUUGUUUUCUGAAAUUAAAAUGAUUAAAUGCGAAAAAGUUAAAUCUUUACAGUAAGAUGAGGAUGAUUAAAUAAAAUAUAAGAAUACAAUCAAUGAUUUACGCUAAGAAAUUAAUGAACUCAAUUCUUAAUUGGAAAAUAUGUAUACUGAAUAAGCUCAAUUAUAAUAAUAGAUUGAUGAAUAGGAAAUAGAGCAUAAAAAAUCUCAAAUCUAAAUGACAAAUACCAUUUAAAAGUUUUAAUUAGAAAUUAAGAAGUAUUAGUAAUUAGUAGAAGAUAACAAAAUUUAAUUUAAUUAAUAACUCAAAUAACAAUAAUAACAACAUAAACAAAUUUAACAAGAAUUAAUUAACAACUAAAAUUAAAUCUAAACUUAAUUGAGUGAAUAUUUGUAAAUCAUAGAAAACUUAAAAAGUAAGGAAAACUUAAAUUAAGUUCUUGACAACUUAAUUGAUAAUUUAAAUCUUGUCAUCAAGCAGAAACUUUUACAAAAUCUAAAAUCUUCUUCCAAUCUAGCGUAAAGCCCCAUGAAGGGAAUGUCUAAGAAUUCUUCACCUAUGAGGUAGAUAUUAAAUCAUAACAACAAUAAUUAAAUUGAUCUCUAAAAGAUACAUUCAACUUUAGAUAACAUAUCUGAGUAAUUUUAAAAUAGACUCAAUUUGUUGAUAAAGAAAGAUGAAAAAAAUUAGGAUCUAAUUUAGCAUUAUUGUCAAUAAAUUGAAGAGUCUCAACAAACAAUUUAAUAGUUAUGUGAUGAUAAUGAUUAGUAAAAACAAUUUAUUACUUAAAUGUGUAAAAUUCUCAAUAUUGAAAAAAUUGAUGAUCUCAAAGAGAGAAUGUCAUUCUCAAAGGAGGAUUAAUCAUAUAUUGAAACUCUUAAUUAAAAUAAUGCUUAAAUAUAACAACUAAUUAGUUAUAAUUAAGAAUUGCAGUAAGAUAUUCAGUAGUAAUAAAUUAUCAUAAAAGAUUAUGAGAUUUAAAUUGAUCAUCUAAAAAAUUAGAUUAAGUAUCUAAGUCAGGAAAAAGAAGACUAAUGUAAACUAACAACCCAAAUAGCCUCUCCUACAUAAUCAAGUAGAAAGGAUUCUAUUAUAAAAAUUUUGUAGAAUGAAGAGAUAUAAAAUAAAGAUUAAUAGAUCACAGAAUUAAAUGAUAGAAUUUCUAUAUUGAAUAUUGAAAAUUCGAAUCUUUAACAUUAGUUAGAAUCAUAAAUUAAGUUAGUUUAAUCCAAAAAUGAAGAAAUUCAAAAUCUUAACUCUUAAGUAAGAGAUUUGUUAGAGAAAUAAUAAUAUUUUGAAUAAUUAAUUAAUGAAUUGAAUGCAUAUCAUUAACAAUCUAAAAAUUAAUAAGAAGUUUAAAUAAUUAAAUUGGAAGGAGUGUCUUAUGACAUUUCUCAUAAUAGCUUUAAUUUUGAUGCUUUAAGAACACCAACAAAUUAAAAUUAUAUUAUAGAUGAAAUUUAACAAGAACAAUCUAUUAAUUCAUCAUUAUCUUCAAUUGUAUAAAUGAGUCCUAACACUUAAAUCAAACAAAUCAUAUAGUUAAAUAAAUAAUAAGAAGAAAAUAUAAUUUAGAAAAAUAGGUUAAUAUAAGAAAAAGAAGUAGAUUUGGAGAAACAAAAUGAAGAACUUUAGCAAUUAUAAUCUAUAAAUAUUAAAAAUGAUUAAGAAAUCAUUGAUCUUAAUUUACAAUUGACUUAGAUGCAUGAAAAGAUAGAAACUUUGAUCUAAGAAUAGUCUUCAAUUUAAUAAUAAAAUGAUGAAUAUACAAAAAAGUUGAAGAUAGAAAAAGAAUCAGCCACAAAUUAGAUAGAACAAUAUAAAAAGGAAAUUUAAGAGGUGAAAUCAAUAAAUGAUCAAUUAUCUACCAAAUUGGCUGAGUCAAGAAUUCAACUUCAAAUGAAUUAGUAAGAAUAAAUCACUCAAACAGAAAAUAAAUAAAUUAUUUAUUAGCAGAAUAAAGAAAUUCAACUCCUCAAAACUAUAAAUAAUGAAAAUUAAAUUUAAAUUUCCUAACAAAAUAAUUAGAUGUAAAAUUUAUAAGAAUAAUUCGAUCAUCUGAGGUCAAAAUCUAAAAAUUUAAUUUUAUACACUAAUUCUACUAUCAAAGAGAUGAAAAUUGUUUAUGCUUAAGAAUUACAAUAAAUUAAAGCUAACUUACUUCAACAAUAAUAACUAUUUAAAUAGGACUUAUAAUAAUUAGAAAGUAAAUUGUUUGAAAUAGAAUAGACAUAUCAAUGUAGAAUAGAUAAUGCUUAAGCCAAAAUCUAACAAUUUGAAUAAUAAAUUGCUGAAUAUUAAGCAAAAAUAUAACUUUUAUAACAAUCAAAGUUGUAAAUCGAAGAGAAAUAUUUCACAGCAUAAAAUGAAUUUUAGGGGUAAUCACAAUUUAUAGAUUAAUAAAAUUCAAAGUUGAAAUCAUAAAAAUUAUAAUUAGAAUUAAAGGAAAAACAAUUGAAAUCUAUUGAAAUUCAAUUUUAAGAAUAUAGUGAUCAAAUUGAAUAAUCAAAUUAGACAAAAAAUACUUUAUAGUUAGAAAUAAAUUCAUUAUAAUAAAUUUUAGAUUAAUAGUUGCAAGAAAAAAACUUGAUUCAUGAUCUGAAUGAAUAAAAUUCAGAAAAACAAUAAUUAUUAUAAUAAAAGGAACAGCAACUCAAAAUUCUUAAUAGUGAAUUGGAGAAUUUACAGUUGUAAUUAGAUGGAAUUGUUUAAAAUUAAAGAGAAAAGGAAUUCAAUCUUAAUGUAUAAAUAUUGGAUUAAUAAUCACAGUUAGAAUAAUAUGAAUCGAGCUUGAAAGAAGUGAACCAAACUUUAGAAAAAAAUAAAUAAGAAUUUUAACAUAAAAUAAAUUUGCUUUAGUAAGUGAAUUAAGAUCUAAAUGAAAAAAAUUAAAAUAAUAUUGUUCAAAUUAAAAAAUUAGAAAUAAAUGAAGAACUAUUGAAUAAAAAGAUAUUAAAAUUGGAAUUUGAAUUAGCUAAUAUAAGAAAUGAAUCUGCAGAAAAGGCUAUGGAAUUAAGUUAAACUAAUUAAGAUUAUUAUAAAUUGUUAGAUAAUUCAAAAAAAGAAAUCUAAAAAGCAUAGAUUUUGAAGGACUAAAAUAACAAAUAUGAACAAGAAAUUCUUCAAUUAAAAUAAAACUUAUAAACAAAAGACCAUUAAUCAGCAGGGGUAAAUGAAUAAUUGAAUUCAUCUAUUUAACAAAAUUAAGAUAUCCAAUCCUAAUUUACAUUGAAAAUAACAGAAUUGGAAAAAUAAAUUGUAAAUUUAGACAAAGAAAAAUUAUUACUUAAUGAGUCUAAUGAGUAGCUUAUUAGAGAGAAACACAACUAUUUUCAGCAUUAGAUUACAAAAGAAAAUCUUAAUGAAGAGAAAGAGAUUGCUAUAUAAUCAUAAGGAGUAAAAAUCUAAUAACUUAAAGAUCAGUUAUUGAGAGAGUAAGAAAAUAUAAAUAAUUUAUAAGAUUCUCAUCAAAAAUAAAUCUAAAAAUAUGUUAAUGAGAAAAGUGAAUAAAUCUAGCAGUUGACAAGUAACAACCAAAAUUUAACAUUAUAAUUACAUGAGUCUAGAUAGAUUUCAAGCGAAAGUCUAAAUCAUAAUGAUAAGCUAAAAAUUAUUAUCAAUAAUUAAUUAACUUAAAUAGAAUAAUUGGAGUAAGCAAUCAUCUAAUACAAAAACUAAUUUUAAGAUGCCCAGACUAAAAAUGAAAAUUUUGUUACUUUAUUGCAUGAAUCAGAACAUAAAUGUAUAAAUUUAAAUGAACAGAAUAAUUAAUUUUAAUUAUCAAUCUAAUAAUAAUAAUAACUUUAAAUUUAAUAAUCUCAGCAAAUUUUAAAUUAAGAAGAGGAUCUUAGAUAAAAAGCAAGUACAAUUAUCAAUUUAGAAAAGUAAAUAUUUGAAAUAAAUAAUUAAUUAUCAUAUUAAUAAUAGGUUUUAGAGGACUCAAACAUUGAUAAGUAGAAAAAGCUUGAACAAUCCCAAAAAGAUAAUGAUCUUUAGCUUUAAUUAGUAAAACAACUAUAAGACAAAUUAAAUUAAUGCUAAACUGAGCUACAAGUACUAAAAUGUGAAAAUAAUGAAUUGCGAGUAGUAUCAGAAGAAAAUAUCAAUUAAACUCAAAGCAUAAAGGCUUUAUAUUAGAAUUAAUUAUUCUAAAUCUCUGAAUUGAGAAACAAUAUAUCAGAGUUUGAAGAAAAAGAAGAAUUAAAUUUAAAAAGAAUUGAAGAAUUAACAAUUUAGCUUUAAAAUGUAGUGGCAGAAAAGGAGAAAUAAAGACUUAAUCAAGAGGCCUAUGUUAAUAGUAUUCUAAAGGAGAAAUAGUUAAUUGAGAUUCAAUUAAAUGAAGUAACUUAAACUGGAUUAAAGUAAAUUGAGUUUUAUAAAUAAGAGAUUGCUUAGCUAAAUCAAGAAAAUGAAGUAGUAAAAAAGCAGUUAGAAGAUAAUUUAGAAAUGAAAAAAUUGGUUGAAGAAGGAUUAAAUUAGAAGGUAAAUAAUAUAGCAUUAGAAUUUUAAUAAGAAAUUGAUCAAUUGAAAUAAAAAUAAUAUGAAAAUUAAAAGGCAAUUGAGGAUUAAUAAAAUUAGUUAAUAAUUUAGGUGUAAUAGGAAAAAUAAUAAUAAAAUAGUUUGAUAGCAGAGAUUAAUAAAAUUUAGAAUGAUUUUAACAAUGAAAUAAGUAAAAAUCAAUAAUUAAUGCAUGAAAACAAGAGACUUCAAAAAUUUUUAAGUUAAUCUAAUUUGGAUAAAGAUUUGAUGCAUGACAGACAGCAAAUUGAAUAAGGAGAAUAAAUAAUAAAUUGCGAUGAGAAUAAAUCACUUAGAUAGGACAAUUCAAUAUCUGAUAGACAAUAAUGCGUAUCAGUUUUAUAUGGAAUAAGUGGCAAUGCCAGCGAAAAUUUUGAAAAUUAAAUGAAAUCAAGUUGCAAUUAGAAUUAAAAAAUUAUUGUACUUUAAGAUAAAAUAGCAUAAUUGUAUGAUGAAAAUGACAAAUUGAAGAGAUAAUAACUACAGAGCUUAGAUGACUUUAUUGAGAUAUCACCUCUCAAGGAAUCAGAUUUGAUUAAAUAAUUACGAUAAGAAAUAGAGACAUUAAAGGCCGAUAAAGAAUAAGGAAAGGCCAAAAGUGAAUUGUAAUUAGAAAUAGUAAAUUUAGAGAAAAAAUUAAUAAAGAAGGAUGAGGAAAUGUAGAAUUUAAAAAAGGGGACAUAUAUUUAUAUAGAUAUGUGCGAGAAGGCAAUUGUUUAAGAUAGAGAUUGGAUGAUCGAUUUAAAUAGUUUAGAGGAACGAUAAGCAAAUAGAUGGCGAAUAGUCUGUGAAAAGUUAGUAGAAUAUGAACAUUUAUAAGGAGAGAUAAUGAAGAAUUAGAAUGAGAUUUAAGAAUUGUAAUUGUAAAUAAAAAACAAGGAGAAUUUGAGUAUAAAGAGCAUGAUAAUGAAAUAAAGUUAGUCAUUAGAUGAUGAAGAUAUAUUCAGUAUAAGGUCAACAGUCUCAAAAUUAAGAUAGGAAUUGGAAUAGGAAAAGCUUGAAAAUUCAAAGUUAAAGUCUUAUUUAAAAUCAUAUUUAAAGGAUGAAUAGAGGUUUGAGGUAUCAAAGAAAUAAAUAAUUUAGGAAUAAAAUUAAAGGGUGAAGGAGGAAAACAAAUCUUUGCGAAAUAGAAUAAGUGAUCAAUAGGAGGAGAUCAAGUAGUUGAAUGAGUAAAUUUAGAAUUGCAAAGAUGGGGCACUGGCUUCUCAUUUAAUUUCCUUAUUAGUUAAAUUUUUCGAAUCUUAUUAAAAAGAGUUUAUAUUAUUAUAUUAUUAUAGGAAUAAAUAAGAUAUAAAGGUAUUUUAUCAAAGUCUAGUGAGUAUUUGCAGAAUAGAAUAUAAUGAGCAAAUUGUAAAUAAGUUAUUUCAGAGUGUUGAAAAGAAAAACCAAAGUGUUUUUGGAAUAUUUAGAAGGGAUAAAUCCAAAGAUAAAUGA